Drosophila navojoa is the source of this 1340-nucleotide messenger RNA. RefSeq lists its product as uncharacterized. Gene Ontology annotation, molecular function: structural constituent of chitin-based larval cuticle. Lineage: Eukaryota; Metazoa; Arthropoda; Insecta; Diptera; Drosophilidae. Gene Ontology annotation, cellular component: chitin-based extracellular matrix. The record is from RefSeq and is a predicted model, not a curated record.
AAAGUACGCGCAACGUCUAUAGAGUAGAAGUAUUUGCUGAUUAACCGAAGCAAAGCGAGUGACGCGCUCAACAAAUGGGGAUUUGCAGCUCAUUAGAAUUCACAAUGGCAAUUCCAUCAAAUAUUUAUCGGUUUUGGUUGUUUUUACUGAUCGCAAAAGUAUACGCCGCGUUGGCCACGCCAGUGGCAAAUGGAAAUGCAGCAUACGAGCAGACAGCAGCGGAAAAUUCGAACGGGCAGAGCAAGCUAAGCAACUACUUCUUGCACGAUCCAUACGGUCCCAAUACCUAUGCCUUUGGCUACGAGCUGGAGGACGCACCGUCUGGCAACAUUCAGUUUCGGGAUGAGCGACGCUACUUGAAUGGCAGCAUUGAGGGCAGCUAUGGCUACGUGCGACCCGAUGGCCUCAUCCAGGUGACGCGCUACAGAGCAGACGGGGACAGCGGUUAUUUGGCAUACUCCCAGAGCUAUGCACCGGGCGAUGAGCCGAUGGACGCCGUUUGGCCAACGAAACGUCCGGAUAUAUUCAAGACACAGCACGCGAUGCAGCCGGCUGCAAAUGUGAGCUGGGAUGCCAAGAGUCAUUUGAAUGUGAGCGUGGAUCAAGUGCAGCACGAGGUGGCCAAGCAGCUAAAGGAGCAGCAUGGCCUGGACUUGAAUCACAUCGAUGUCGAGCAGGAUGUGCUGCAGCCGGCUGUGCUCGACAUCGUCAAUGGCAAGGCACCCCUGGUAAGCCAGCCCAAUGGCAGUUUGGCCUUCGAGACGUUGCACAAUUUCAUCGACGAGGAUUUGCCCCUGGUGCCGUUCGAGCUGCCAGCCGAGCAGCUGCUGGACCAGAGCCAGAGCAAAUACAACAAAGCCAAGACCAAUAACGAUGAGAAGGCGCCGCAGACGGCAGCAAGUACUGCUGCUGCUCCUGCUGACUCUAGCACCACAUUGCCCACGCCCCAGCCACUGAUAGUGAACGAUGGGGCCAAUGCAAGCAGCUGGUACCAGCGAAUCAUUCAGGCGAAUCGUCGCGAGUUUCUUGAGCAUUUACCAAAUUUGAAUCAAGCUGAAAAUGUAUCAUAAAUGCGGCUGCUCCACUGUAGCCAACAGCAUUGCCGACACGCCCCUUUGCAGCGUCUAAUAAGCAUUAGUGCACAUUUAUUGUUGUCCGUCGUGCAUUCACUUUUAUUGCGGAGAAAUGAUUUAUAAAUGCUUUGACUACACUCACAGCAAGCUAAUGAAUGAUUGAUGGCUGCCUAAUUAUGAAGAGCUAACCAUAUCCAUGCUAAUGCCUAGUUUUAAUGCUUAUUAGAUAGAUUUCGGAUAUAUCCCAUAUAUGUAUAAAUAAAUAUA